CCUUUCUUCCUCUCUGCUACUUGGAUGGAGUAAAAAAUAAAAAUUAAAGCUUUGAGAUUUCUUUCCUUUGCUUAAUCGAUAUCUUUCCGCGAAUUGGUCCUUGUUUGUUUGCUUCUGGAAUCUGGGUUUUGUUUCUGAGCUCUCGAGGUUUUCUAGUUGCGGUUUCUGAGAUUAGGAGCAGAAGCUCUUUCGAGUAAAAAACUUCAUAUGUUCGUUGAAGUGAUUCUUCACAGUUUUUGUUCUGACUUCAUAUUAAGGAGAAGGUAGUUCCCGUGAGACUCUCUGUGGUUUGUACAUGUGUGUGUCAAGGGUCCCGUGAGAGUCUCCCGCAACCGCUCUCUCUUUCAUUUUCUCUUUGGAAGUUCUAUGUGUUUUCCUUCUCUGAUUGAAACUUAGAGGAGAAUGAUCUUACCAAAGCAGUAUCGUUGCACACACUCCCCGACCUGCCAAUGCACCAAAGGCCAUUUAAACGAGGAUGUCUUGUUAUUAGUGUUCCAACAUUUGAAUUGGAAUCCGAAGUUAGUUGCAACACUUUCCUGUGUAUGCAGAUGGUUUGAUGAUUUCGCCAAACGGGUACUAUGGAAAGAGUUUUGCAAGACUCGUGCCCCCAAAAUGAUGCUUGAUUUGCAAUCUAGCGGUAGUCACUGCAUUGACGGUAACUGGAGAGCUCUUGGGAAGCUUCUCAUCUACUGCUCAGGAUGUACACAAGGCGGUCUAUUCAAUAGCUCUGUUCAGAUCCCUGGCCACUUUGUUUACAGAACCCGGUUCUCCAGAACAUUGGGAAGAAGCCUGCUUCCGCCUCAAUGUAGAACCGAUGUACUCUACGUUUGUGAUCCUUGUGAGCAUCUUGACCAAGGAGAAGAAGGCGACGUGGGUUUGUUCCGUGGGAUUUUUAAGAAUUUCCCAACAUCCAAAGUCCGGAAAGUGAUCAUUCACAAGGCGGUUCCUUUUCAUCCAUCCGAGGUUUGCCCGUACUGUAAAGCUAGGUUAUGGAGCAUGCUACAAGCUAAGAUUAUACCUCAGAGUGCCUGCAUUCGUUUGGAAGCUUAUGAAGACUGCAUUGAGUAUUUUGUUUGCCUCAAUGGACACUUGCUUGGUAUCUGCACUCUCGCUCCUUUGUCUGAUUCAGAGGAUGCAAAUCCAAGCGAAGAUGGCAAUCACACAGAGAAGAAACAAGACAAUUACUUUCCUAAAGAAAACAUAUUGAAAAGGAGAAAUUCUUUGUUGGGUGAACGUGAAAUUGGACCUUCGCCUCAGAAACGACUGACCAAUCCGAAUCAAUGUAACAUUGAUGUGUGAAACAUCCUGUAAAUUUGUUUACUUCAGCUAAAUCUAUUGCACCUGCAGAGAUUCUUCAUUCAUAUACAGUCAAAUUAUGAUCAACAAUUUCCAUAAUCUCUAGACCUGUGAGACAUCAGUGGAAUGACUUAGCAGCUUAUGAUUUUUAUAAACUCACA
Molecule: messenger RNA, 1457 nt
Organism: Camelina sativa (false flax)
Lineage: Eukaryota; Viridiplantae; Streptophyta; Magnoliopsida; Brassicales; Brassicaceae
Product: EID1-like F-box protein 1
Molecular function (GO): protein binding
Source: RefSeq, a predicted model, not a curated record